Molecule: messenger RNA, 998 nt
Organism: Olea europaea var. sylvestris
Lineage: Eukaryota; Viridiplantae; Streptophyta; Magnoliopsida; Lamiales; Oleaceae
Product: mitogen-activated protein kinase kinase kinase 1-like
Exons: 6
Coding region: 1-492 (163 amino acids)
Biological process (GO): protein phosphorylation
Molecular function (GO): ATP binding; protein kinase activity
Source: RefSeq, a predicted model, not a curated record
AUGAUGUUCGCAUUUCAUGAUGGAUUCUUUUUUGCUGUGAAGGAAGUAUCUUUGCUUGAUCAAGGGGAUGAAGGAAAACAAAGGAUCAUCCAACUUGAACAGGAAAUUGCUCUUCUAAGUCAGUUUGAACACGAGAAUAUUGUCCAGUAUUACGGUACGCAGAAGGUUGAAUCACAUCUUUACAUCUUCCUUGAGCUGGUUACUAAAGGAUCCCUUCUGAGCCUUUACCAAAAGUACAACCUCCGAGAUUCGCUGGUCUCUGCUUAUACUAGACAGAUUUUACAUGGCUUGAAGUAUCUUCAUGACAAAAAUGUGGUCCACAGAGAUAUUAAGUGUGCAAAUAUAUUGGUGGAUGCAAAUGGCUCGGUGAAACUUGCAGAUUUCGGCCUUGCGAAGGCCAUUAAGUUGAAUGAUGUGAAGUCUUGCAAGGGGACUCCAUUCUGGAUGGCUCCUGAGGUUUGCAUUGGCCCUCUUUUCUUAACAUUUAUGUAGCAUGACAAGUCUACUUACAUUUAUGAUCAAUAUAUAUUAGGCCCUUGUUUGAGCCCCAUUUUUGUGAUAAAAAUGCAUUUUUGAAUAAUGUAUUGAUGUGAAAUGUAUAGUUAAAAAAUAAGGAAAAAUUUUGGAUUUGCGUGAUAUUAUUUUAUUGAAGAAUGUGUGGUUGAAAUGAUGUCAAAACAGUAUUUAAGAAUGCAUUUUUUUCCAAAGAAUUGGGCUCAAACAAAGGCUAGGAUUGUGAAAAUUGCUCCCAUAACUUCAUGCACAUUAGCUGUGCCCUUUUAUUUUUCAGAGGAAAGAGGGUGAUGUGAAUCUUGCGACAACUAGUGUCCCUAAUUUUGAUUUAAGGUUGAUGUAUGCAAAUGGAUUUAAUUAAAUUUGAGUCACAUACUAGGAAUAGUGUCUCCUUUACUCAUUUAUCAUAAGGCGUGAUUCAUCAUCUUAUCCUGGGACUAGCCUUUAUUCUCUCUUUUCCUUUUCUUUUUAUAUUCCAGUACUGG